Molecule: messenger RNA, 2808 nt
Organism: Acanthosepion pharaonis
Lineage: Eukaryota; Metazoa; Mollusca; Cephalopoda; Sepiida; Sepiidae
Source: the annotation of a GenBank genome assembly
AUGCCCACAAGGAACACUUCAAAGACGAAAGUGGAUACUAAACAUGUUCAUGGAGUUAUUAUACUCGUUAUUCUCCUUCUGAUCAGACAUGUUCAUGGUGUUAUUAUACUCGUUAUUCUCCUUCUGAUCAGACAUGUUCAUGGUGUUAUUAUACUCGUUAUUCUCCUUCUGAUCAGACAUGCUCAUGGAGUUAUUAUACUCGUUAUUCUCCUUCUGAUCAGACAUGUUCAUGGAGUUAUUAUACUCGUUAUUCUCCUUCUGAUCAGACAUGUUCAUGGAGUUAUUAUACUCGUUAUUCUCCUUCUGAUCAGAGAUGUUCAUGGUGUUAUUAUACUCGUUAUUCUCCUUCUGAUCAGACAUGUUCAUGGAGUUAUUAUACUCGUUAUUCUCCUUCUGAUCAGACAUGUUCAUGGUGUUAUUAUACUCGUUAUUCUCCUUCUGAUCAGACAUGUUCAUGGAGUUAUUAUACUCAUUAUUCUCCUUCUGAUCAGACAUGUUCAUGGAGUUAUUAUGCUCGUUAUUCUCCUUCUGAUCAGACAUGUUCAUGGAGUUAUUAUACUCGUUAUUCUCCUUCUGAUCAGACAUGUUCAUGGUGUUAUUAUACUCGUUAUUCUCCUUCUGAUCAGACAUGUUCAUGUUGUUAUUAUACUCGUUAUUCUCCUUCUGAUCAGACAUGUUCAUGGUGUUAUUAUACUCGUUAUUCUCCUUCUGAUCAGACAUGUUCAUGGAGUUAUUAUACUCGUUAUUCUCCUUCUGAUCAGACAUGAUCAUGGAGUUAUUAUACUCGUUAUUCUCCUUCUGAUCAGACAUGAUCAUGGAGUUAUUAUACUUGUUAUUCUCCUUCUGAUCAGACAUGUUCAUGGAGUUAUUAUACUCGUUAUUCUCCUUCUGAUCAGAGAUGUUCAUGGUGUUAUUAUACUCGUUAUUCUCUUUCUGAUCAGACAUGUUCAUGGAGUUAUUAUACUCGUUAUUCUCCUUCUGAUCAGACAUGUUCAUGGUGUUAUUAUACUCGUUAUUCUCCUUCUGAUCAGACAUGUUCAUGGAGUUAUUAUACUCAUUAUUCUCCUUCUGAUCAGACAUGUUCAUGGUGUUAUUAUACUCGUUAUUCUCCUUCUGAUCAGACAUGUUCAUGGAGUUAUUAUACUCGUUAUUCUCCUUCUGAUCAGACAUGUUCAUGGUGUUAUUAUACUCGUUAUUCUCCUUCUGAUCAGACAUGUUCAUGGUGUUAUUAUACUCGUUAUUCUCCUUCUGAUCAGACAUGUUCAUGGAGUUAUUAUGCUCGUUAUUCUCCUUCUGAUCAGACAUGUUCAUGGAGUUAUUAUGCUCGUUAUUCUCCUUCUGAUCAGACAUGUUCAUGGAGUUAUUAUACUCGUUAUUUUCCUUCUGAUCAGACAUGUUCAUGGUGUUAUUAUACUCGUUAUUCUCCUUCUGAUCAGAGAUGUUCAUGGUGUUAUUAUACUCGUUAUUCUCCUUCUGAUCAGACAUGUUCAUGGUGUUAUUAUACUCGUUAUUCUCCUUCUGAUCAGACAUGUUCAUGGUGUUAUUAUACUCGUUAUUCUCCUUCUGAUCAGACAUGUUCAUGGUGUUAUUAUACUCGUUAUUCUCUUUCUGAUCAGACAUGUUCAUGGUGUUAUUAUCCUCGUUAUUCUCCUUCUGAUCAGACAUGUUCAUUGUGUUAUUAUACUCGUUAUUCUCCUUCUGAUCAGACAUGUUCAUGGAGUUAUUAUACUCGUUAUUCUCCUUCUGAUCAGACAUGUUCAUGGUGUUAUUAUACUCGUUAUUCUCCUUCUGAUCAGACAUGUUCAUGGAGUUAUUAUACUCAUUAUUCUCCUUCUGAUCAGACAUGUUCAUGGAGUUAUUAUGCUCGUUAUUCUCCUUCUGAUCAGACAUGUUCAUGGAGUUAUUAUACUCGUUAUUCUCCUUCUGAUCAGACAUGUUCAUGGUGUUAUUAUACUCGUUAUUCUCCUUCUGAUCAGACAUGUUCAUGUUGUUAUUAUACUCGUUAUUCUCCUUCUGAUCAGACAUGUUCAUGGUGUUAUUAUACUCGUUAUUCUCCUUCUGAUCAGACAUGUUCAUGGUGUUAUUAUACUCGUUAUUCUCCUUCUGAUCAGACAUGUUCAUGGAGUUAUUAUACUUGUUAUUCUCCUCUUGAUCAGGUGUGUUCAUGGAGUUAUUAUACUUGUUAUUCUCUUUCUGAUCAGACAUGUUCAUGGUUUAUCUAUCUAUCUAUCUAUAUAUAUCUAUAUCUAUAUCUAUAUCUAUAUCUAUAUAUCUAUCUAUCUAUCUAUAUAUAUAUAUAUAUAUAUAUCAUUCAUUCAUGUUUUUCUCUUUAUCUAUCUAUCUCUCUCUGUAUACAUAUAUAUAUAUAUAUAUAUAUGUGUGUGUGUGUGUGUUCAUAUCUAUCUAUCUAUCUAUCUAUCUAUCUAUCUAUCUAUCUAUCUCUGUUCAUAUAAAUCUAUUCCUCUCUCACUUUUUAUUCAUAUUUAUUUAUCCUCCUCUCAGUUUGUUCAUCUAUCUAUCUAUCUAUCUAUCUAUCUAUCUAUCUAUCUAUCUAUCUAUCACUCUUCAUAUCUAUUUCUAUCUUUCAGGAUUUUCAUAUUUAUUUAUCUUCAUCUAAUUUAUUUGUUCAUCUAUCUAUCUAUCUAUCUAUCUAUCUAUCUAUCUAUCUAUCUAUCUAUCUCAGUCUGUUCUUUAUCUAUCUAUCUAUCUAUCUAUCUAUCUAUCUAUCUAUCUAUCUAUCUAUCUAUCUCAGUCUGUUCUUUAUCUAUCUAUCUAUCUAUCUAUCUAUCUAUCUAUCUAUCUAUCUAA